UUUAGCUCGGGUCACGAAUCAAUGUACCCUCACUUUUGCGUGUGUAAGCGCAACCCGACCUGCUUUUUCACCGCCCAUGCCAAGAGGGCCCAACCAACCCCAAGGUCAUAUACAUUCCAACGUUUGCUUAUAAAGGCGGCGUUCGCCAAAGUGAAGGCAUCAUUCUACCCAUAACUUCCAUUUCCUCUGCUUCGCGAAAAAAACUAUCAGGAUGCUCUUCCAGGCCACAGCGUUCCUGUUGCUCGUUGGUUCCGCAGUCGCUGCCCCGACUGACCCUUACGGGGCACCAAGACAUGAGCCCUUAUACAGCGAGGAAGCAAAGCCCUACCAAUUCGAAUACGGGAUUAAAGACGAAUACGCCGGUACCGAUUUCGGACAGACGGAAGAAUCCGAUGGGAACACGGUCAGGGGAUCUUAUGCAGUGCAACUCCCAGAUGGUCGAAAGCAAACUGUAAAUUACGUAGCUGAUCCCUAUGGAGGUUACCAAGCUGAAGUCACCUACUAUGGCGAAGCUCAAUAUCCACACGAGUAUGGACCACCGGUCACCUUCAAGCCCAAUACUUACGGAGAAUCUCAACCAUCCUACAGACCCCAACCCAUCUACCACCCAGAACCAUCCUACCAGCCAACUACAGUCCACCAGCCGGAACCAUUUUACCAGCCAAGGCCUUAUUAUUCUUAAAUUUGAGAUGAAUGCAGAAUAUCAAAGCCUAGUCUUUACUCUUAUAUUAAAAUGACUUUAUCUUAUACGCAUUAUUAUAAAAAUAUAUACUAUAUGUGAUAGAUUCACUUCACAACAUUUCCUGAAUUUUUAUCAAAUCCUGAACUUGGCAUGGAGUUAUAAUUAUGUAAACAGAACCUUAAAGAAAUAUUCCCGAAAUAAGCGAAUGAGGAAAACGAAGAUAUGGCCCUUACUACAUUCUGACAAGUCACUAUGAUGGAG
Molecule: messenger RNA, 943 nt
Organism: Macrobrachium nipponense
Lineage: Eukaryota; Metazoa; Arthropoda; Malacostraca; Decapoda; Palaemonidae
Product: cuticle protein 7-like
Exons: 4
Coding region: 212-682 (156 amino acids)
Cellular component (GO): extracellular matrix
Source: RefSeq, a predicted model, not a curated record